Molecule: messenger RNA, 1080 nt
Organism: Plasmodium cynomolgi strain B
Lineage: Eukaryota; Apicomplexa; Aconoidasida; Haemosporida; Plasmodiidae
Exons: 2
Coding region: 1-1080 (359 amino acids)
Source: RefSeq, a predicted model, not a curated record
AUGAUAAUCCAAAAAAUUGCAAUUUUAUUUUUCUUCGUCCUAAGGUGCUACCUAAGCACCAACAUAGAAAGCAAAAAUAUAAUCAUCCUGAACGAUGAAAUAAAAACCAUAAAAAGUCCCAUACACUGCAUCAACGAGAUUUAUUUCCUCUUCCAAGACGAACUGUACAAAACCUGCAUACAGCAUGUUAUUAGGGGAAGGACAGAGAUCCAUGUCCUCAUACAGAAACAAAUAAACAGUACAUGGGAAACUCAAGCAAAGCUAUUCGAAGAUAAACUCUGGUUCCAUGUUCCAUCCGUUUUUAAUUUCGUACUUGACGAUGAAAUUAUUAUUGUAAUUUGCAGAUAUAAAAGUGUGAACAAAAAGGAAGGAGCCACCUGUGAACGUUGGAAGAGCGUCACAGGGACCACGUACAAAAAGGAGUCUCUUCAAAUAGGUGAAACCUUUGCCAACAAAAACAUAGACUCAUACGCAUCAGUUCCUCUAAAAAUUUCAAAAAAAAAAUUUUUGCUCAUUUGCGGAAUACAUUCCUACGAGUACCAAGAUUCCAACAAGGAUAAUUUCAUUUCUUGUAUUGCCAGUGAAGACAAGGGAGCAACCUGGCGCACCCAAAUCCACAUAAACUACGAACAGUUUAAAAAAGGAAUCCCCUACUUCUACCUGCGGCCCCUCAUUUUUGACGACGAGUUUGGCUUUUACUUCUUCUCCCGAAUAAGCACCAUCAACACGGGUCGAGGAGGUAACUAUAUGACGUGCACUCCAGAAGCAACGAACGAAUAUAAGUUCAUAUGCAAAGACGUCAAUAAUCUCAUUAAAGAGAACAAAUCCCUUCAAAAUAUCACUAAGCUAAGCGGAUACUACAUAACCAGCUACGUCAAAAAGGACAACUUCAAUGAGUGCUACCUAUACUACACAGAACAUAACGCCAUCGUUGUCAAACCAAAAGUACAAAACUAUGACCUUAACGGUUGCUACGGAGGCUCCUUUGUAAAAUUGGAUGAGGAGGAUGCGCUCUUCAUUUAUUCCACUGGCCACGGCGUUCAGAACAUACACACGCUGCACUAUACAAGGUAUGACUGA